Messenger RNA from Saimiri boliviensis boliviensis (Bolivian squirrel monkey), 972 nucleotides. RefSeq names its product ancient vomeronasal 1 receptor (gene ANCV1R). Gene Ontology annotation, molecular function: G protein-coupled receptor activity. Gene Ontology annotation, cellular component: plasma membrane. Lineage: Eukaryota; Metazoa; Chordata; Mammalia; Primates; Cebidae. Gene Ontology annotation, biological process: G protein-coupled receptor signaling pathway. The record is from RefSeq and is marked validated.
AUGAAGCCCUCUGCAGACGUGCUUGAGAUCAUCACUUGCACCAUCCUCAUCUUUGUUAGCAUCGUUGGAAACACUUGUCUGUUUUAUUCUACGAGAAGAUGUAUCACUGGGCAUUUACAGACAUCCUUUCUUCUAGUUUUCAAUCUUAUAUUUGUCCACCUUAUUAAAAACUUGGUGGUGAAUGUAAUGAAAAUUGUUUACUCUUCUGGUAUCAUGUUGGAUUCAGCUGGCUGCAAAGUUCUGCUCUUCACAUCGGCCCUAACAACUUCACUGACCAUCUGGUUCCUGUUAUAUUUUUCAUUGCUUUACCACUGGAAGCUUUACCAAAUUGCCCACCCCUUAAGUGAGAAUCCAAGCCUGGACCAACAGAAGCAUUCCUUGAAGGUGGUUUCUGUACUUUGGGUGGCUGGUGUGGUGGUAUACGUCCCAGUUUUAAUUCAUACUAGAAAACCAGAAUUCUUGAAUGCGGGAAAUGAUACAGAUUCUUUGUCUACUAACAGAAUGUACAUGGAUUGCCCAAUUGUCUUUCAAAAUAAGCAGGUAGAGUUUUUCUAUGGUAAAAUUGUUUUGGUUCUGAUUGAUAUUCUUCCUUUAGCUAUUUUAGUCUUUGUCUGUUUCUGGAUGUCUUUCCUCCUUUCAGAGAGAAAAAAGAUGACAUAUGGUGACAUCUGGAUUGGAGAUGAUGAUUCAGAAAUUGAAAUCCUUAGAGGGGCCAAGUUCAGUAUUUUAUUAAUGUUGCUGAUCACUCCACUUUGGAUUUCUCACUUUAUCUUAGUCUGUUUCUUGAAAGACUUGGAAGCAUGCAUCUUUAUUCCAGCUGUUCUCACAGCUCUCUCUUCAAGCUUCUCUGCUAUCAGUCCUUUCUUGCUUAUGUUGGUUAAUUACAAAAUGAAGUUGGUGUGCUUCUGUGGUGCCAAAGAGGAAAAACCCACACCACAGCCUACAAAUGUUAUUCUUUCUCCAUAUGCUUAA